CUGAAAAUACCGCUGGGUUCGGCCGACACGUCCCUCAAAACCUUGACGACUUGGCGUGGAAUGACCCUGGUAUCGUUUCUGAAUCCAUGAGUUUUGGAGAAGAACAGUGUGCAAUCACAAGGAAAGAAAGAGUGGAUCAAUGGGGUGGUAAUGGAAUGGAUAUCGAUGAAUAUCCUGAUGAAGAUGUGAGCAAAGACUGCGACAGUAUUGAUAAUGUUAUUGACAAGUGUGAGGGAGUCCUAAAUCAAGAUGUGUGUAUUUAUUGUCAAGUUUAAAUUUUGACGGGUGGCACAUCGACAAGAUUGGUACCACUGCCAUUGGUAGUCCCCUCAGCCACAACUUCACACUUCUAUUCUUUCUCCACACGCUUACACAAUAAUCAAAUUGACUUCGUGACUCCUAGGAUUUCUUGAAAUCGUAUUUUUUUAGCCUACAUGCCCUUAGCGUGUCUUGUAUGUUUGGUUCAAACAUUCAAGUCUGUUUUGAUACUUUAUAUUCGCGUUGGUUUAUCUUUGUUGUCAGAAUAUUGUCUCGGUGCAAACAUAAAUUGCCAGUGGAGUGCCGCUUGAAUUUGUUCAUAUAUCGUAAAUCCUCAAGUUUUGUGGAUUGCAGCAUGCUGAGAUGUCAGAAGAUGAAUUAAUGCAGUUCUUGGAGAAUUGGAAUGCACCCAAACCUCCCCCGGCAGCCAUCGCUUUUGAGAGAGGACCUCAAAGCUAUUAUUGUCCACCAGUUCAAGUUCAUGAUGCUACUGAAGCAGAAGGACAGCAAAGCAGCCAAACUCGACACAACUUAUAUGCUCCAUGUGUUUUGAUACUGACAUCACUGGAUCGGAUCCUUUAGGCCAGGGUUUGAUAUGGCCCUUCAGCUCCUGGGGGGCUACUUCAUCGGACAUAUUGACUAUCGCCAUGCAUACAAAAGUCGACAAAAGUCUGCUCCGGUUCUUGGAGACAAGGAUGAAUGAGGAGUUGUCGAAACAAACCCUGCAAGUACGAGCCCCAGUUGUAAUAAGAAUUCAUCGCUGUAUUGGCACGAUUUCGGAAAACACUUGCGAAUACUUCAACUCUUUUAUAUGGACCACAGCUGUCUGCCAAUUUCUAAAGGCCAAGGGAGUUUUCUGGACACCUAUGAAGGAAGCCUUGCAUCCCACUUUUGAAUGCCCCAUUAAAAAGGGACACUAUGAAGUAAUAAACAGUACAACAAACGUUGAUCAAAUGGGAGAAAUAUUGGGGGCUAGUUUGGAAAAAUUCGUUUGGAAGGGCGUGCUGGAACUAUUCAACGAACGUAGUGAAAUGGGUGUGUGCAUCCUCAUCCACAGCGAGUUCCGCCGUAUCCUAAAAGUAUACAACGCUCGCAAAACGGAACACGGGGGCAUUUCGAAGGUAAGACUAUUUCUCAUGGAUCCUAUGUCGGUUUUCUCGUCGGGAGAGGCGGCAAGGGGGGGAGUAGCCCCUCAGUGUCAUGGCGGUAUCUCCACGCGAUCCCUCCUGGGUGGGAGCAGCACUGCAUGGUGUGGGUUGCGCUACAAGUACGCUUAAAUUGCUUGCUUCCCAGCUAAGGCGCCAAACGCGUAGAGCGGCGUAGGCAUGUGCAUGCUAGUGAAAUGAACAUGUGAUAAACGCUUUUAUCUUUGCAUGGCUUGAGCGCGACAGCGAAGAAGGAGAUGGAGAGAGGACGACUAACCAGUGGCCAGCUGGGGGAGCAGGACCAGGACCAAAUUGGACGGAGAGAAGGAAGGGGCGCAAACAUGACGGCAACAGGUACCGUCAACGGGGGUACUUCGGACACUUUUUCACGUUUUUUGAACGCCAGAGGCAAGAUUCUCAACCCAGAC
This is a messenger RNA of Thrips palmi, 1831 nucleotides long. RefSeq lists its product as uncharacterized. The coding region runs from base 801 to 1535 and encodes 244 amino acids. The record is from RefSeq and is a predicted model, not a curated record. The transcript is spliced from 8 exons. Lineage: Eukaryota; Metazoa; Arthropoda; Insecta; Thysanoptera; Thripidae.